Molecule: messenger RNA, 1664 nt
Organism: Suillus paluster
Lineage: Eukaryota; Fungi; Basidiomycota; Agaricomycetes; Boletales; Suillaceae
Product: endoplasmic reticulum vesicle transporter-domain-containing protein
Exons: 8
Coding region: 71-1558 (495 amino acids)
Biological process (GO): endoplasmic reticulum to Golgi vesicle-mediated transport; retrograde vesicle-mediated transport, Golgi to endoplasmic reticulum
Cellular component (GO): COPII-coated ER to Golgi transport vesicle; Golgi membrane; endoplasmic reticulum
Source: RefSeq, a predicted model, not a curated record
CCAACUUGCUUUAGCACUUGCCGUUUACUACAACUUCCUGGCUUUGCUCUCAGUGAGCCAACUACUAUCGAUGUCGGGGGAUAAUCAGCCCUCUAUCCUAGACCAGCUCGAUGCCGCCGUCCCCCUCGCGCGUUUCGACGCAUUUCCAAAACUUCCUUCAACCUACAAAGCCCGCUCAGAAUCUCGCGGCUUCUUCACUCUUUUUGUCGCUCUCAUCGCAAUCCUACUUGUUUUAAAUGAUAUUGGAGAGUAUAUCUGGGGAUGGCCAGAUUAUGAAUUCAGCAUAGAUACUCAGGGCCAGUCCCAUUUGAAUCUAAACGUUGAUAUGGUUGUCAAUAUGCCUUGUCAGUAUCUUAGUGUGGACUUGCGUGAUGUAGUCGGCGACCGCCUAUUCCUAAGCAAUGGGUUCCGUCGGGACGGUACUCGUUUUGAUACUGGUCAAGCGACAACUCUCAAGGAACAUGCCAAAGCUCUUUCUGCCCGCCAAGCAGUCUCGCAAUCCAGAAACUCGCGAGGAUUCUUCUCUUGGUUCCACCGUGCUGAACCUGAAUUUCACCCUACGUACAAUUACGAGACGGAUGGAAGCGCAUGCCGAAUCUAUGGCUCCCUCCAGGUCAAGAAAGUGACUGCGAAUUUGCACGUUACAAUGCUCGGGCAUGGCUAUAAUAGUCACAUUCAUGUGGACCACAAUAAAAUGAACUUAUCCCAUGUUAUCACCGAGUUUUCGUUUGGUCCAUACUUCCCGGAUAUCGCUCAACCCCUUGACUAUUCCUUCGAGAUUGCCAAAGAUCCGUUCAUGGUGUUUCAAUACUUCUUGCAUGUAGUUCCGACUACUUACAUUGCUCCCCGGAGUCCACCUCUCGACACCAAUCAAUACAGUGUAACUCACUACACCCGUAAGCUCGACCUCCAUGAAGGAGUCCCCGGUAUUUUCUUCAAGUUCGAUCUCGACCCAAUGGUUAUCACCAUCCACCAGCGCACGACCACGUUGGUACAAUUCAUAAUACGUUGUGUUGGUGUCAUCGGUGGCGUUUUCACCUGCGCUACGUAUUUCGUACGUGUCGCCAUUCGCGCAGCGGACGCCGUCUCAGGGGCAGAUACCACGCCGGGGAUUGUAGCCGCAGAAGCUACCGGCGUGAAACGAAAAUGGGCCGGUGGACAGUUGCGUGUACGUUCCGCCGCCCAGAACUCGGGGAACGUCGUCAGACAAGGCGCAGGCUGGGUCGUCGAGGGUUCAUCUUCGCCGUACGCAUCCUAUGCAAACACACCCGCCUCAGCCGGAUUCGCCACCCAAAGUCCAUAUCCAUAUUCACCAUAUUUGUCUCCACCUACUCUGUCUGGGAGUGCGAGCGUCCCACCAACCCCGGGAACAGGCGUUGGACUUGGCUUCGCUGGGUCGGCAUUUGGCCCGCCGCCGAGUGGAAGGGGGCAUAGGGCGGGGAAGUCGGUUAGUAUUUCACGAAGUGUUAGUGGAGGGCUUAGUUCGCCCUUCCCGCCUCCGUCGCCGCUUCCGUCUCCGGCCGUGGGACCACCACCUUCGGCUAAGAAGGACGAUUAACGCGGGAGGUCUUUAGUAGCGGUACUAUGUACUACUUUUGAGAGGUUCUGGUCACGCAGAGAGUUAGUUGCCAAUAUCAGCUCAUCACCGAUAUUUGAAGACAUCA